Messenger RNA from Caretta caretta (loggerhead turtle), 2205 nucleotides. It is a transcript of the gene PPP1R15B, whose product is annotated as protein phosphatase 1 regulatory subunit 15B. Gene Ontology annotation, biological process: response to endoplasmic reticulum stress. The record is from RefSeq and is a predicted model, not a curated record. Gene Ontology annotation, molecular function: protein phosphatase regulator activity. NCBI's taxonomy places the organism in Eukaryota, Metazoa, Chordata, Testudines, Cheloniidae. Gene Ontology annotation, cellular component: endoplasmic reticulum; protein phosphatase type 1 complex.
CUCUCGCGGCUCCGACGCCAUUUUGCUCUCGCUCCUUUAGGCGAGGCGGCCGGCCGGGCUGGCCUGGGUCCGCGGGCGGGCUGGGCUCUAUGGUGCCGCCGCGGGCCUGAGGGGACUGCCGGCCCGCUGCACUAUGGAGCCCUGCCCGAGAGGAGACUGCAACGCCGCUAGGAGAUCCCGAGCUUCCGCAGGCAGCAGCUGGAUUCCGGCGCCGGAGAAGCGGCCGGGCCGCAGGGAGCGCUGAGGAGCCCCGCUAUGGAGCCGAGGAAGCGGGAGCAGGCGAGCCCCGGGCUCGGCCAGGCCAGCUCCCGGUUAGGACUCACCUGGCUGAAGCUCGGCCCCUGUCCCCCGGCUCCUGACGUCGCGGCCCAGCCCCAGCUCAGCGCCCCCUUCUCCUGGCUGCGGCUCUUCUCGCAGCUGCUUUCCCCGCUGCCCGGUCUCCUCCAGCGGUUGCUGCCCGGCCAGGGGCUGAGCAGCGCCCUGUGCCCCGCGGCGGGGGAGCCUCCCGCGGGGGCAUCUCCGGCCGCGAAUCUUCUGCUGCUGUCCGAGGCCAAUGCCUCACUGGGUUGGGCCGACGGGCAUCUGCACGGCGCCCCGGAGAUGCGCCGGAAGAGUAGCCUGGAGCCUGCCCAGCCGCUGUGGGGAGCUGGGCUGGUGCGGAGCGGCCUGGCCCCGCUCAGCGUCCGGCAAGUGGACCUGGUCUCCUACAUGCUGGGCCCCGGCGGCAGUCUGGGGUCCGGCUACGGCCAAGCCUGCUGCACCGACAAAAGCCACCUGCCCCAGCCCUUGAGCGCCGAGCUCCACGCGGACGGCUGGCGGGGACCCCCAUCGCGGGAGGGGCUGCCAGAAAUCCAGCACCUCCGCACCAAGCGCUUGGAGUUUCUCCAGCAGCAGCAGCUGGCGACUAAUUGCUUGGCCGUGCCUGACCCGGACCAUGGCUACCACAGCCUGGAGGAGGAACAGCAACACAGGGGUAACAGCCAAGAGGCUGGGAUGCUGAGAGGCCCUGAGGAACUGCCUGAGCACAGCAUAGUGGGGCAAACUGGAGACAGUCCCCUAGAACAGGAAGUAUGGCGUCCUGAGAAGGAGGCAACUGAGGAAGCGCCCGUCUCGGAAGAGGAUGAAGAUGAGGAUUCUGAUAUAGAGCAAGACCUGCCAGUGUCAUCCAGGCCUGCCUGUGCUAACAAACUGAUAGACUACAUUAUCAGGGGCAGUUCCAGUGGAGAGGAAAGUUCAGAGGGUGAGGAAGACUGGGAUGGGGAUGAUGAUGGGUUUGAUAGCGAGGGGUCCCUCUCAGAUUCAGACUCAACUAGCCAGGAUAGUGAGAGCCAGCACCUCUGGAACUCCUUCUGCAGUUUGGAUCCUUACAAUCCUCAGAACUUUACAGCUGCUAUUCGAACUGCUGUUAAUAAUUCAGAGAAGGUUUUGUCUGGUGAGUCAUAUGUAGAGGAGGAUUCUUCAUGGGCUGAAAGCCUUCCUGGCUCUCCUGCCCUCAGUUCUGAAGAGGAUGAUGAAUGGGAGUGUAAUAGUGCAGAUGAGGAAGAUAAUUUGAAACUUUGGAACUCAUUCUGUAACUCAGAUGAUCCCUAUAACCCCUUCAAUUUCAAGGCACCAUUUCAAACUGCAAAAAAGAAAGGGAAGCAUGACUUAGAAGGAGCAUCAGGGCUGUGUAUGGUCAGCUCUCAGUGCAAUCUCUUAUUCACCUGUCAGGUGCAGCUGCUGGAGAACCAUAACUGUGGGGUCUCAGAUAUUGUGCAGCAUGGCAUUCUUUUUGGAGAGAAACAUACAAGUACCAAGAGAAAAAAGGUAACAUUCCUUGAAGAAGUUACUGAGUAUUAUGUAAGCAGUGAAGAAGAUCGGAAAGGACCCUGGGAAGAACUUGCACGGGAUGGAUGCAGGUUCCAGAAACGAAUUCAAGAAACAGAAGAUGCUAUUGGAUACUGCUUAACCAUAGAACAUAGACAGAGGAUAUUUAAUAGACUCCAGGAAAUAUACACCCCUACCCAGAUAUAACAUGACCCAAUAUAACAUGAAUUCAGAUAUAGCGCAGUAAAGCAGCGCUCUGGAGGGCAGGGCUGCGCACUCUGGCGGAUCGGCACGUCCGCGUGUCUGGCUCUGACAUGCAGCUCUGAGCGGCGUGUUAAGGCGGCCGGGCCGGGGCCGAGGGGUUGGAUAAGGGGCAGAGGGUCUCAGGGGGCGGUCAGG